CUUUAGCGAGCGCAAAAUCCGGCCUAAGGGCCUUACCGUCUUCAGCACCCUGAGGUGUCCCAAAGGGUGCGUGGUCUUGAGGAAGGACAAAGAUGCCGGACUCAGAUGGAAUUGAGCGGGGCCCGGGUGCUACACCCGAGGACUUCGUCAAGGCUUUGGAAAAGAGAGAGAUGGCACGGCUUCAGGUGCCCAAGGUUAACAUCUUCCACUUCAAUGGGGAUAGGGUGUCCGAGUGGCUUGAGCUGUUGGAACAGGUCACUUGCGAGGCAUCAGAGGCAGACAAAUUCAAGCUGAUGCCUAGGUACGUAUGGUGGGAGCUUAGACCUGAGGUAAUGAAAGUAGCGGCCGACGCAAAUGGUGAGUGGGCAAGGUUUAAAGAGGAGAUGCAGAGGCGUUUCAAGUUAGGGGACGGCCUGCUCACAAAAGAAGACAUGGAAAUGUUGAGACGGGACGAGUUCUCCACGGUGGGAGCCUUUGCCACAGCAUUUGAGAAGAUGGCAAAGAAAGUCCCAGGGAUGGCAGAAGAAGAACAAUGUGCCACUUUCCUAGGGCACUUCAAGAAUUGGGAAGCCUCGUCGCUAACCAAGAAAGUUGCGCCAGGAAAGAAACUGACUUGGGGUGCCAUAAAAAAAGGCGUGCUAGAGGGAGAGUUGGACCAGGUAGACAUCUUCCAGAUGAGACAGGCUAGGAAGAAAAGGAAGACUUUGGAUACUAUCGCUAGUGAUGGGCGCAACUUCAAGCUAAUGAUAGAAGAGGCUGUGGCCCAGCACGAUGCAGAGAAGGAUGCAAGAAAGAAGGCUAUGGCGGCGCCACAAGCCCAAGGGAAAGGAAAGAAGGUGGCAGUGCUAGAGGAGGAAGAAGAAGAAGAGGAGCCUGAGCCACAAAAGUUGACAAAGGCUCAAAGGAAGGCAAGGCUCAGGAAAAGGUCAAGCCCCGCAGGCUGUGGCGAUGCCACCCCCAGAGUCGUCCGGUCAAGCCGCACCAGCGCCCUAUGGAUCAUGGCCAGGUUGUGGACCUCCCAGUCAUUGGCAUGGGCACUGUUCAUAUGCACCAUGGCCAAGGGGCGGGCCGCAUGGAUCAUGCGCCGGAGCGCCGAUGAGUACUGCUUCCUGUGGAUGGCCGGGACCCCAGUCUCAACAGAGGAAGAAAGGAUGAGGAUGGAAGGCGGAGAGUCUGAAGGAGAUGAUCCAUCAGAGGCUUUGACACUCAGCCUGGCAAACAUACGGGAUGCUAUGGACAUAGUAUCCAUCUAUGGAAUGGCAGACCUUGUGGCAGUAGAGGCCCUCAGGGAAAAGGUGAUGGAGAGGAGAGGUGAAGGGUCCUAGACUUGCUAAAGGAGCAUAACCUCACUGCAAGUGGGUCUAAAUCAAGGCACUGCAUGAGC
Molecule: messenger RNA, 1384 nt
Organism: Chara braunii
Lineage: Eukaryota; Viridiplantae; Streptophyta; Charophyceae; Charales; Characeae
Source: the annotation of a GenBank genome assembly